Messenger RNA from Mycena indigotica, 3234 nucleotides. Its product is annotated as TPR-like protein. Lineage: Eukaryota; Fungi; Basidiomycota; Agaricomycetes; Agaricales; Mycenaceae. The record is from RefSeq and is a predicted model, not a curated record. The coding region runs from base 1 to 3234 and encodes 1077 amino acids. Gene Ontology annotation, cellular component: transcription factor TFIIIC complex. The transcript has 14 exons. Gene Ontology annotation, biological process: transcription by RNA polymerase III. Gene Ontology annotation, molecular function: protein binding.
AUGCAGAUUAAGAUAGAAGCCUUCGACGACUCGGAGAACGGUGCUCUACAGACUGCCAUAGCUAUCCCUGAUAGUUCACGUCCUUUUGAGCAACCUGCUAGUGCGGUAGUAAAUGAAGAGGAUCUAGUCGUAAAACGCGUUGUUCUCCGUGGCGAUUAUGGGUCCUCUGAUUCCGACUCUGAUUCAAGUCCCGACUCUGAUUCAGGCUCUGACUCUGACUUCUCUUACGCACCCUCCUCCUCUGAAUCAGACGAUAGCGACGAAGAGCUGCCUACAACCAUCCAGUCAACAGCAGAAGUUAGCGGAAACGAUGCUUUCGACCGUCUCGUUGCCAAAAUUCGAAGUCACAACGGCGCUCACGGAGACUCUGAAGCCGUGAACGGCGGGCUCCUUUCCCGCGAAUGGGAUUUUGUCAUUCAAGAGACAACAAGUACACGACAGCAGGGGAAAGGGGGUAAACGCGCUUACUCUGGUCCAGUUGUUUCAGCCCAUCUUCGCACUCUUCUCGGCGACGGAAACCAAGCAUAUGUCGAUGGCGAGCUGGAUAAGGCCACCCGCAUCAUGCUCGAAGUUAUCCGAAUCGAACCGCGAACGCCAACUGCUUGGGUUGUCCUCGCCCAAUGUUAUGAGGAGAAAAAGCAGCAAUCUUGUGCGCUGCAACUUCGUAUCAUGGCUGCUCAUCUGCGGCAGGACGCUGAGGAGUGGGAUCGGUUAGCAAAACAAUCGAAGGAAUUGGGUUAUCCGCAGCAAGCGCUAUAUUGCUGGAACAAAGGCCACCACGUAGAUCCGAGCAACGUGGCCGCUCUUUGGGACUGUGCGAUGUUGGCGCAAUCUGUCAACGACAUGAAGUCGGCUCGUUUUGCUUUUCUUGGAAUUUUGUCUCGCUUCCCGCAUGACCUCCACAUCAUCUCUCUUCUUCGGCCUAUUUUGAUAUCAUUAUCCGAUUUGCAAAAGUGCGCAAGUUUGUAUAACGAUGCAUUUGACCACCACCGUCUACUCUUUCCUUCUGGCAACGGUCCUUCCACCUCAUCGAGCGAGGAUGUCAAGCCGAGCCAGCACGUACCUGGAGGUGGUUUUGGCGAAAUGGAGGUUCUCGUUUUAGCUGACCUAUUCAAUGAGCUCGGAGAACAUGAAAGAGCAAUCGAGACUGUCAGAAGAGGUAUACGUUGGCUCCAAGGUCGAGGAGAGGACAACUGGUGGGACCUGUGCACGGAUGACAGAGAGUAUGAUCCUACAGGCCCCGUCGUCAAUCGUGUACUGGACGCGAUUAACGAUGUCAGGCCGGGAUUUCAUCCGCUGAACGUCAAUGCUCGUCACAGAUUAGCUGUUGCGAGGCUAAAAAUCGGCGACUUAGAGGAGGGGCAGGUCCACGCUGGCAUGAUUCUCGCAGAGGAAAUAUUGGAUUAUGGCCCACUCUUCACGGAAAUUGCCGAUGCCUAUUUUGACGUUGAUCAGUUCGCAGAGGCGAGAGAUAUCUAUGAGAAGCUUGGUAGCUGUGAGAUGACCAGCAACAUCCAUAUCCUCACCCGCGCUGCUAUUUGUAUGCGCACGAUGAACGAUCUUCAUGGUGCUGCGGAGGUCUAUGAAGCGGUGCGUGUGGCGGAUCCCGAUAACAACGAGUUGAAGAUGGAACUGGCUGAUAUCUAUGAAAUACUCGACGAACCAAGAAAGGCUCUGGACUUGGUCUAUGAAGUCGUGGAUUCUCGACGACGUCGGCCCCGCGAACAUCAACCCGAAGAAAGUAUUGGCGCAACUCUGAGUUGUGUUCCGGGUCUAAUUCAAGAACGACAAAAGCCACCCCAACCAAAAACGAUGUCACAGAUGAAGCAUAUUCGCAAACCCCCACGUUUAUUGCCUGAUGAACUACGGGCGUUGGAGGCUGAAAAGGAUCAAGAAUCGAUGGAAGCGUAUGCUCUGAUAAAGCAACUUUGGGAUGGAAUGCAGCGUGGGGAUGAAGAAUCGACCAAUGCAUGGUUAGUUGAAGCUAGAAAGCUUGUUGAAAUGUUUCGAGAGACGAGACGACUGUUUACGACUUCUAGAGUAUAUCGCGGAAUGGGCCCUAUUCGCCGCACUCGCAAACGCCUGGAUCAGGAGGAUGAAGACAAGAUCUUGAAUAGGCUACAGCUGGAUAUAGCUCACCAAAUCGGAAGCCAUUCGCAGUCUGGUAUCUCAAACUCUUUUCGUGGGAUAACAAUCGACGAAUGGUUGGAACUAUUCCUUCAAGCGUGUUUGCUCCAUCUAUCCAUUUUUCUGAUUCUUACAGUUCUGCAGUACUCCUUUGUUUUAACCCGUCAAGGGGACUAUGAUGAAGCGGAAGAAGUUCUUCGCCAUCUACUGGUAUCAUCUGCGUACAAAGUGCCUGUGUAUCAAGACCGUAUCCGAAUCGCUCUGAUGGCGGUGGCCAGGUUUGUCGGGCGACUUUCUGUUGUUGUCGAACAGUCCCGCAAAAUUCACACAGCCCACCAGUUCCACAAUGAACCUCUUCGUCUCUUGCUGGCUACCUUGGGUCCUAGCGCGACGUUGGGAGUAGAUGCCUGUUUGGGCUCCCCUUUCCAAAAAUACCUCCAUCGGGAGGUGGUCAUCGCAGACGCAGCUGUCUAUCGACCGGCGCACGUCUUAUGGAACACUCCCAUUCGUCGUUUCAGUAUCAACCCCGCAAUUAGUGGCGACGUAGUACUGGGCCCCGAGGAUGUUGAUGAACCGUUAGCGGGAGAUCUUGAUGGAACCAAGAAGCCAAAGCAACGGCUUCCUGACUUUUGUCGUAAACCCAAUCCCGUCAUCAUUGCAAUCUAUGGGUGUACCUUGCUGCUCUCGAAGAGUUACCAAAGUUCCAUCUAUUACCUUCUUAUGGCACAUGACCUUACCCCAGAAGACCCACUCAUCUCGCUCAGUCUAACUGCUGCUUUACUCGGACGAGCAUGCCAACGGCAGUGCGACAAUAGACACCAUCUAGUUGCCGAGGCAAUGGCAUUUCUAGCUCGAUAUCGUGAAUAUCGUGCUGGAAUAACAGAUCAGCACAACAGUGAAAUUGAAUAUAACGUUGGGCGGUCAUUUCAUCAUCUUGGCUUGUAUUCGCAUGCGGUCAAGCAUUAUGAACGAGCGAUUGAGGCUGCUGACCCGAACGAUCCCACCUCGUGUGUUUCAGAAGCUGUCUAUAAUCUUACUCUCAUCUUGGUGGCAACUGGAGCUCGUCAGCAAGCUGAAAGCCUUGCUCGUCGAUGGCUGUCUGUCUAA